AUGGCGGGGCAGCUGGGGCGGCUCGGGCCUGGGGGGCGGACCGGGCCUCGCGCCACCUGGCUCCUGGGCGCCGCUGCCCCCUGCGCCCCACCGCCCCUGGCCCUGGCCCUGCUCCGGCCCAGGCCAGACCCCCGGCUGCUGCGCACCGCCCACGGCAACUGCCGUGGCCGCCAGGACCCCGGCAAAACCGUGGGGACGGCGGGCAGCGGCGUCUGCAGCACAGAGGAGCAGAAGCCAAGCAAGUCCCAGCAGCUGAGAAAGGUGUUUCAAGAAUACGGUGCUGUUGGGGUGUCACUGCACAUUGGAAUCUCAUUAAUCUCCUUGGGCAUAUUUUACAUGGUUGUUUCAAGCGGUGUGGACAUGUCCGCCAUCCUGCUCAAACUCGGAUUUAAAGAGUCGCUGGUACAGUCAAAGAUGGCCGCAGGCACGAGCACCUUCGUGGUGGCCUAUGCAAUCCACAAGCUGUUCGCCCCCGUGAGGAUCAGCAUUACCUUAGUCUCCGUGCCACUGAUUGUCCGGUAUUUUCGGAAGGUCUCCUGGUAUGUGUUUGUCUCAAAAGGAGGCUUUCCAACCAGAAAUUCAUAGCAAAGGACUCCAAGACUCCAGAGAUCCACCUUCUCAUCAUGCAUCCGGCCUUCGAUCAUCUCAGGGGGCAGGUAGUCCAGGGUGCCACAGAGGGUGGUUCUCCUAAAAGUAAAGGCUCAGCUUGACACGCUUGUUUUCUGAUUCAAGCAACUGCCAAAAAUCACUGACAAUUGCAUUAGCACUGAGUGCUCCCAGGCCACUUCCUGUGUAUGGAGCAGGUUCUAGUAUACACCCCAACGCAGAGAUAACAGAAGAGAUUGAGGGAGUUGUAUAAGGUCAUACAGCUAGUAACCAAGUUUUACACCAAAUCUGUCAAACUCCAGAACUCCCCUGAACUGUCUAGAAUUGAAGCAUCACAAUUAAUAUAUGAGUGCAUAUGUUCUCUGAACUCAUGCAGAACUCUGUCAAAAUGAUAGGGAUUUAUUUUUAUGAGGGGACUUCAAAAAGUUUGUGGAAAUAUUAAAGUAUGAGUUUAUUUUGGUGCAAUUAAUCCAUGCAUAGUUUUCUCAUCCCAUGAGAUUUUUAAAGAGAUAUGCUAAGGAGCUUCAGAGCCAAGUAGCAUCGAAGACAGGGAACUAGCCCAGCUUAGGUGAUGCGCUGUAUAACGUACGGACUGCAGAGCUGGAAGCCACACAACUGACCAGGGGCCCAGAUCCCCAGGUUAGCCUGAAAAUAUACCAGGCACAUGCACAGAUGCCUGCAGUCCAACUGGAGGGCUAAGGACAGGGGACUGGCAUCAGGAGACUGCUGGUGUGGUGCUCUUCCAGAAAAAAAGAAACUAGAAGUCGCCCACUGUGAAAGUACUAGGGUUUAGCUUACUGCUAAGUUUUGCCUUCUGAUAGGUCAUCGGUACAAGAGAGAUACAGAAGUUUUGAAGGUGGCCUUUGAAAUAGUCUUCCUAAAAACAUUCCAUCUGAAUCUCACCUUUUCCAGCCUUUAGACCUAAAUUCCAGCUCUUAGAGAUACUGGGAAUAAAGGUCCAAGAUAAGCCACAGCGCGAUCAGAAAAACUCAUUUAAAAUGUGUGUGUGGGAGGGCAAGGACUGUUCUACCCUAAGACCAUCAAAUAUAACGUGGACUUUGGUGGGUGGGAUGUGGUUCUAAAAACCAGCCAGAACAUUUUGUGGGCAACGGGGCAAAUCCGAACAUGGCCUAAGCAGUGGCUAUUAAUGCUGUGAAUUUCCAUGGGAGCAGAAAUGGCCGCAGUGGUACAGUCUCCCUGUUCCAGGAGAAGCACACUGUGGUCUUAGGGAUGAAGCAUCAUGAUGUUCACAGCUUAUUUUCAAACAUUCACCCAGAAAGUAGAUGCAGCCAAUAGGGCAAAAUGCUGAGAAACACUGAACAUGGGCACUUGGGAGGCAGGUGGCCCGCCAGCCCCAACUCAGUUUCUGUCCGAUUAGAUUCUUAUCACAAAGAUUGGCAUAAGCUAGGCAUGGCAGGCUGCAGGCCAUGCAGGCCCCAUUGCUUUGUACCAGUUCUCUGCCACUGUGACACUGGACACUGUGGCAGCACUGGGACCUCACCGCCAAGCCUAGUGCCUAGUGAG
Messenger RNA from Tupaia belangeri chinensis (Chinese tree shrew), 2130 nucleotides. It is a transcript of the gene MIMS2, whose product is annotated as mitochondrial inner membrane scaffold 2. The record is from RefSeq and is a predicted model, not a curated record. Gene Ontology annotation, cellular component: mitochondrion. The transcript has 4 exons. The coding region runs from base 1 to 585 and encodes 194 amino acids. Lineage: Eukaryota; Metazoa; Chordata; Mammalia; Scandentia; Tupaiidae.